UUUCGUUUCAAUUGGAACACACGCACACACUCGUGCGGCUUUGUUUGAAUGUGUGUAGGAAAGGGAACGAAAUGGUUAAGUUUCCCUCAAAGCGAGAGAGAUGGAACUAGACCAAAUCUUUGCUCUCUGUACACGCGAAAGAGACCAACGCAUACUGCGCUCCGCUGCCGUCGGUGUGGUAGGAAAGAGAGCGCACCAGAACACCACCGGGGCCUACCGGUGACAGCGGUCCAACGUUCGGGGGUGCGUAAAAACGACAUCCCUUGUACCGCGUGCGCGUGUGUGCGUGCGGUGCAUAUUCCACUACCCCUUACGCACGGCACACCGACCGAUUUUUCCCUUACGUACUGAUUUCUAUUAUUUUUCAAAGAUCACUCGCGUGCCGCCACUCAAAGCCGACGGAUGUGCCGUUUUUGCGAGGUUCGCUAGCGCAGCAAACAGCACACGAAACAGUCAGGGCGCCGCCGCCUUACCCAUCGCUUUUGCUCGGCUUUGCAUCCUUUUUAUUAUCGUGCGCGGCUGGCCAAAACCAGUUCGCCAGUGAAAGCAACCCCUCGCCGCCCCGCCCGAAUUCUUCUUCGCACAUUCCGGCGUGCUCCCGCGCGUAAAGCGCACUCCAGAGCGCGGUCGUCAUCGUCAGUCGUUCGGUGUCCAUUCACGAAUUCGGUCGCAAAGCCGGCAACAAACAAGCAAAGCCUUGCCUUGCCAAGUCUCGCAUAGACUUCAAGAGAAGGCUUCUAGUGCAAAUGCAAUACGUGCAAACAUUUUCGCGUUAUAUCGUGCGUGAUAUGUUCUUAGUGUAGGCUAUCCAGCAAGUGUGAACAGUGGUGAAAGAUGUGCAAAACGAACGUCGUGAACGAAUUAUGAGAACAAACCACUAGCCUGGGUGAAGCAUUUAAAGCAGCAGUGCUGAUAUUAAACACGAAUUUUCAGUGAUUUUGUGUCGUUAUUGUUGAUAGCUCGAAUGAGCCUAGUUCUUUGCAAAAACAUUUUAAACAAGCGUGACUUCUUCCGCAAGUGACUCGCCCUGGUGCUGGUGUAUUACAACGCGAAGGGUUUGGAACCCUUCCUUCGGUGGCAUACAGUGUCAGCGACUUGUAGUGUGGUGAAAACACACAUUUCAGUGUAUUUUUUGUGAGUGUUUGUGUGGAAUUACUUCCAACAUUCAGUGAUAGCGGUGAUAUCACCUGAACAACCUCUCCACUGCGGGAAGCGCAACUGAACCUGCUGCCAACCGCUUGCCACGGAACCAUACACCGGCAACGGAGCAACUACGGACCUAGCAAGUGACAAGGCAGUAAUGGCUUUGUCGCUUCUGCAGGACGCUCAAACAGCAAGAGGAUUAGACGCCGUCCGUACGUUGCAAGGUAUGAACCGUGACGAGGAGCGCAGCCUGUCGGUAUCGCCACCGCUCACCGGCCAGCGCCAGCAGCACCAUCUCGCCAUGAGCUUCCAGCACACGCCCUCCCUGUACGGUGGGUUCCACCCGGCGACCGCGUCCGCCAUGGGCAUGCUCGCGCCCCAGCUGCUCGCCGCCAACCAGACGGCCGCCGCCCUAAUGGCCGCCGGUCUGCCCAUGUCCCUGCGGGCAUCGCUCGCCACCGGUCUGUUCCCCCCGCAUGCCGCCCUGUUCGGUGCGUGGGCACCACCGACGCCGACCAGCAACAACAGCAGCCCACCGCCGCCCCAGAGCCCGAUCUCGCCCGCCCUCAGCCACAAGAGCUCCAAAUCCCUCAAGCUGAGUGUCGCCGCCGCCAACAACAACAACAACAGCAGCAGCACAAACAACAAUCACAUCGUGUCCACCACCUCGGAGAUUGUGCCGCAGACGAAGAAGCUGACCAAGCGCAAGCACCAGGCCUCGCUGCGGAAGGAAUUGUCUGCAGCGGCGGCCCAGCACCACCAGCACCAACACCAUCACCACCAUCUGCAGCAUCUGAUGCGUUCGCCGAGCCAUUCGCACCAUCUCUCGAUGCCGGUCGACAUCCCGGUCAGCCCCGGGCCGAUCUCGCCCCCGACCUCCGGCUCGUCCCCCCAGUCGAACGGGAGCGUCGAGCUGCCGGCGACGAUCACCACCACGACCGGGGCGGCCGGGGCCGCCGCCGGCAUCAACAACUCCUCCUCCUCCACCUCCUGCUCGUCGGUGGCGUCGCGGGAUCCGUCGCGCGACAAGGUGUUCACCUGCAAGAUCUGCAGCCGCUCGUUCGGCUACAAGCACGUGCUGCAGAACCACGAGCGGACGCACACGGGCGAAAAGCCGUUCGAGUGUCCGGAGUGCCACAAGCGGUUCACGCGCGACCACCAUCUCAAGACGCACAUGCGGUUGCACACGGGCGAAAAGCCGUACUCCUGCACCCACUGCGACCGGCAGUUCGUGCAGGUGGCGAACCUGCGCCGGCAUCUGCGGGUGCACACCGGCGAGAAGCCGUACGAGUGCGAGAUGUGCGACCAGAAGUUCAGCGACUCGAACCAGCUGAAGGCGCACAUGCUCAGCCACAGCGGCCAGAAACCGUUCCACUGUGAUAGGUGCAACUCGAGCUACCGGCGGCGGCACCAUCUGCUGCACCACAAGUGCGGCCUGCCGAGCCCGCCGACGCCCGCGGUCAGCCCGGCGGCGAGCGGCGACCAGCUGUCCGACCAUGCCAAGUCCGUGUGCGGCGGGUCCGAAUCGAGCGACCUGUCGCUCGACCGGCUGACGAAGAUUCCGACCCCGCCCGGCAUGCUGCUGCACCACAAGUUCCCCGGCCUAACGCUGCCGCUCAGCUUCGGCCCGCUGCCGGCGGGCGAUGGGGCGAAGGCGGACGCGGCCUCGGCGAUGGAUCUGCGCGCCACCAGCCGGUCCCGCACGCCGCAGCAGAUCGUGCACAUCAAGAGCGAGCUGCCGGAGCAGACGGAACCGGAAGAUCUGAGCAUGCAUUCGCCCCGCUCGCCCGUCUCGAUGGAGGAGCUGGACGAGCUGGACGAUGCGGCGACACUCUACCUCAAGCAGCGCCAGCAGCUGCUGCAGCAGCAGAACAGCAACGCCACCGGAUGGAGCUGUAAGGCGGAGCACAGCAGGGAAGCAUAACCAAAAAAACAAAACAAAACGUAAAACACUAUCCACACACACACACACACACACACACACACACCUCAAGAUGCCAAUCUAUUAACUAAACUAAAGAGUUACUAUUAAGAAGAGUCACACACUUACGCGUGUUGGAGUACGAUGAUACGCACGGUUAUUAUUAGGAGAAUUUAUCUAAACAAACACACACACAUACACAUCUUAGAGAAGAAUAUGUGUGUUUUGCAAAGAGAGAA
Molecule: messenger RNA, 3303 nt
Organism: Anopheles coluzzii
Lineage: Eukaryota; Metazoa; Arthropoda; Insecta; Diptera; Culicidae
Product: protein krueppel
Exons: 2
Coding region: 1301-3067 (588 amino acids)
Biological process (GO): regulation of transcription by RNA polymerase II
Molecular function (GO): DNA-binding transcription factor activity; RNA polymerase II cis-regulatory region sequence-specific DNA binding
Source: RefSeq, a predicted model, not a curated record